CGUAAGCACGGCGUACGUUAUCACAAAGGAAAAGAUGGCGUCGGUAGCAGAAAUGUACGAUGUAGGAUGGGAAGAGAUGAGAGAUAAGCUGCGGAAAUGGCGAGAAGAUAACUACAGAAACAGUGAACAGAUUGUGGAUGUUGGUGAAGAACUCAUCAGUGAACAUGCAUCUAAACUGGGAGAUGACAUAUGGAUUAUUUAUGAGCAGGUGAUGAUUGCAGCCCUGGACUGCAGUCGGGAUGACUUGGCUCUGACCUGUCUACAGGAACUGAGGAAGCAGUUUCCAGAUAGCCACAGAGUGAAGCGAUUAACGGGCAUGAGGCUGGAAGCUUUGGAAAGGUACGAUGAGGCCAACAAGCACUAUGAUGCCAUUCUCCAAGACGACCCCACCAAUACGGCAGCAAGGAAGCGCAAGAUCUCCAUACUGAAGGCCCAGGGGAAGAGCACUGAAGCCAUCCGGGAGCUCAAUGAGUAUUUGGAGCAGUUUGUUGGAGACCAGGAAGCAUGGCAUGAGCUGUCAGAGCUCUACAUCAACGAACAUGACUAUGGAAAAGCUGCAUUUUGCCUGGAGGAGCUGAUGAUGAUCAAUCCUCACAAUCACUUGUACUGUGAGCAGUACGCUGAGGUGAAGUACACUCAGGGGGGGCUGGAAAACCUGGAGCUGUCCAGGAAGUAUUUUGCCCAGGCGCUGAGGCUGAAUAACCGAAACAUGAGGGCAUUGUUUGGUCUGUACAUGUCUGCAAGUCACAUCGCUGCCAGUCCUAAAGUUAGUGCCAAGGUGAAGAAGGACAACAUGAAGUAUGCUGCUUGGGCUGCCACUCAAAUAAAUAGAGCCUAUAAGUUGGCUGGUCGUGGGACCAAGGAGAACAAAUGCUCCAUGAAGACGGUGGAGGAGAUGCUGGAGUCGAUGCAGAUCACAAUGUCCUAGACGCCCUUGUGUACAUCGGUCCUUGGAGCAACAUGGCAGCUCAAGUAGCCUUGCAAUGUGACCAGAGUGGUUGUAGAAAUUAUUAUUUUUUUAAUCAGGUUCGGUUCUGUAAGAGGACAUUUGUUAUGCUCAAACACAUUGAUUUUGCCACCUGCCUGGGAGUUAAAUCCACAUAUUUCAAAAUGACUAACAAACAUACAAAGUGUCUCCUGGACUGUACUAACCCUCCCAUUUCUAGGUUCUUUUAAGUUCAGCUAAUAUCACUAAUUACUACAUUUGCAUUAAUGAUAUGACUGUAACCAGGAGAAAAACAAGCUGUACAGUAAAUGUUAUUUUUAAGAGAUCCCACAUGUCUGCACUGAUGUCUGCUACUGUCUGUUUCCAUUCUAUCUGUAAAUGAAAAAAAAAAAAACUAAUUUAAUAAACCAACUGUUCCCCCCCCCUAUUUUAUUUUAUUUUUGUUAAAUCUUUUAACGUGUUUUCAUAGAAGUUGAGUAUAAAUUUUCUACCCAUCUGUGUCAGUUUAAGAGCAGGAUACGUAGGUUGUUUUUGGAUUUCUGUUUGUUGGCAAAUUUGCACCUGCAAUAAUUGUCCUGGACAAUUUAAGAAGGGCAUCUGUCAUUAAGGCAGCAGCAGGAUCAGAGGUAUGACAUAUUCCACUGCUUCUCAGUUACCCCUCUGAACAGCAUUUGAAACAGCUUUAAUACACUUGCGAUUAACUCUGUCAUUAACAUGUGGCAUCUUGUUAAAAACAAAAAACAAACUGUUCAUAAAGAGAGUGCAUUCAUAAGAGGAAGGGAAGAAAAAACAUCUUAGUUCUGGUAAGUUUUGUUACUUCUGCCGUUCACUCAGUUCACUCAGUUCUGUGAUGGUUGAAUGUGAAUCCCAUCCAAAUGUGCACCUCAAGUUGUUGCUCACCCGUGCGGGGUCAGCUGUUACUUCCAUUUCUUUUGUUUAUUAAGUCAAGGCAAUUGUCUCAUAAUUUCACUCUUCGGCGGAUGGAAAACUUGAGUGUCGAGUUUAUGGUCUUUUUUUGGACAGCGUUUAAGCUGAGAGAGUAACUAGCCCAGAGAUGGGAGUGUGGAAAGCCAUUUUCUCAAGUUUUUAAUACUCUCUGACCUUGGUCAGUGGAUGAACGUGUUUGCAUUUGAUUUUUCUCACCAAUCUGAUGGAAUCGGUAAAAACCAAGGGACAUUUGAGAAAAUGCGGACAUGAAUUCUUUUUUACAGGAAAAGCACUGAGGCUAAAUUGAACUCUUGUAGUUGCACAAUUGGAGUAAUUUGAUUUGAAGCUCUGUGUGUGUGUGUGUGUUUUUUUUUUUUGUUUUUUUUUUUUUUUUUGGGGGGGGGGGUGUUAUGUUUAAUGCUCCCAUGCACCCAUGUAAAUAUUUCAGUACUUCAGAAGGUCAUUUAUGAACUUAUAAAAGCUGAAUAAAGGUUGUCAAUCAGUG
Maylandia zebra (zebra mbuna) is the source of this 2378-nucleotide messenger RNA. It is a transcript of the gene emc2, whose product is annotated as ER membrane protein complex subunit 2. NCBI's taxonomy places the organism in Eukaryota, Metazoa, Chordata, Actinopteri, Cichliformes, Cichlidae. The record is from RefSeq and is a predicted model, not a curated record. Gene Ontology annotation, molecular function: protein binding.